Lontra canadensis (Northern American river otter) is the source of this 3683-nucleotide messenger RNA. It is a transcript of the gene ZNF770, whose product is annotated as zinc finger protein 770. Bases 141 to 2213 code for a protein of 690 amino acids. NCBI's taxonomy places the organism in Eukaryota, Metazoa, Chordata, Mammalia, Carnivora, Mustelidae. The record is from RefSeq and is a predicted model, not a curated record. The transcript has 2 exons.
CCGCGCCAGCCCUACGGACGUGCGCUUGCUGCCUUCGCGACGUCUGGGCCCUGGGAUGCGCGCCUGCCCGGUCCGUGCCAGCUCCAGACAUCUGUGGAGUUUAAGAACAUGGAGUUCAUCAGAGUAUAUCACUGAAGAAUAUGAUGGCUGAGAACAAUUUAAAAAUGCUAAAGAUUCAACAGUGUGUAGUAGCCAACAAACUACCUAGAAACAGGCCAUAUAUUUGCAAUAUUUGCUUCAAGCACUUUGAAACACCAUCAAAAUUAGCUAGGCAUUAUCUCAUUCAUACUGGUCAAAAACCAUUUGAAUGUGAUGUGUGUCAUAAAACCUUUAGGCAACUGGUUCAUCUGGAGAGACAUCAAUUAACUCAUAAUCUGCCUUUUAAAUGUAGCAUUUGUCAACGCCACUUUAAAAAUCUGAAGACAUUUGUGAAGCACCAACAACUUCACAAUGAAACGUACCAGAAUGAUGUUAAACAGGUCAGAAGACUGUUGGAGGCCAAGCAAGAAAAGCCAGUAUAUGGGAUGUAUCAUACUUUUACCACAGAGGAAAGAUGGGCAUUACACCCAUGCUCUAAGUCUGAUCCUACAUACAGCCCUACAAAGAAAAGAAAGAAUAUUCAUGCGUGUACAAUCUGUGGCAAGAUGUUUCCAUCACAGUCAAAACUUGAUAGGCAUGCACUUAUUCAUACUGGCCAGAGGCCUUUUAAGUGUGUCUUGUGCAGUAAAUCUUUCCGACAGUCAACUCAUUUAAAAAUUCAUCAACUCACACAUUCAGAAGAAAGACCUUUUCAAUGUUGUUUUUGUCAAAAAGGAUUUAAGAUUCAGAGCAAACUUAUGAAGCAUAAACAAAUCCAUACCAGGAAUAAGACUUUUCAGACUCUUUCAUUAAAGGUAAAGAGUCCAGAGUCAUGCCCCCUGCCUAAUAAAUUAAAUGCAAAGCAGGAUGGUUUUGAAAAUGGUGAUAUAGGUGAAUCUGGGGAGAAUAAUCAGCUUGAUGUCCACUCUAUUUACAUCGUCCCUUUUCAGUGUCCAGAGUGUGAAGAGUGUUUUGAAUCUGAACAGAUUCUCAAUGGACAUAAGUGUUUUCCUGCCAGAAGUGGCGAAAUUCCAAGCAGGCUCAAAAGAAACUACAACUAUAAAACCAUUGUGAAAAAAAUCUUGGCUAAACUUAAACGUGCUGGGGGUAAGAAAUUAGAUAAUUUUCGAUCUGAGAAAAAACUAUAUAAAAACAGUUUCUUGAAAAAUUAUGAUCUUAUUUCUGGUGAGCAGAGCCCCGAACAAACCCAGAAAACAUUUAUGGGUUCUCUUGGCAAACAUGGAACAUAUAAGCCAGUUGGCAAUAAAAAGAAGAAAACGUUGACUUUGCCAUUUUCUUGGCAAAAGCACUUUCAGAGCCAAAAUAUGGGUAAAAACUUGAAAGGUAUCCUUACAACAGAAAACAUGUUAGAUAACUCCGUGAAUAAUAAAGAUGUAUCUAUCUAUGGUUCAUCGGGAGAGGAAUUCUUUGAUAAUUGUGAAGUGCUUCAGUGUGGUUUUUCAGUUCCAAGUGAAAACAUCCAUACUGGACAUAAGAUGUGUCCUUGUGACAAAUGUGAGAAAGUGUUUCCUUCUAUAUCCAAACUACAAAGACACUAUUUAAUUCAUACUGGACAGAGACCUUUUGGCUGUAAUAUUUGUGGGAAAUCUUUUAGGCAGUCAGCUCACUUAAAAAGACACAAAUUAACUCAUAUUGAUAAGAUUCCUUAUAGAAGAUCUCUUUGCCAAGAAUUUGAAAAUUUGAACCAACUUCUCAUUCAUCCAGGCGAUAAUGUUAACUAUAAUGCUUCCCAACAAUGUCAGACUCUUGGUUUCCAAAAAUACGAGGUCUUGGAGUCAGAUCAGAUAUCAGAAAUAAAAGUUAAGGCUGAAUCAGAGGAUUUCAUUCUUAGUACCCCCUAUAGGAACAGGCAGCCUUAUCUCUCUAGUGCGCUACUGCAAUCAGAGCAGAACCAACAUGGUCAUUGUUGUAGUUAUUCAGGGCGUGCAGAGAGGAAUGAUGGCCUUCUUUACCAAUGCAGCGUUUGUUCCAAAAGUUUUAGAUCUCCAUCUAAACUGGAAAGACACUAUCUAAUUCAUGCGGGGCAGAAGCCAUUUGAAUGCUCGGUUUGUGGCAAAACAUUCAGACAGGCUCCUCACUGGAAAAGACAUCAACUUACUCACUUUAAGGAAUGACUAACCACAAGAUAAAGUUCUCAGAUUCAGUUAUGUAACUGACAGAACCAGGAACACAUUUGUGGUCUCUCUGGUGAUCUCAUUCUUAAAGCCUAUAUCAUAGAAAAUGUGUUUUCAUUAAAAGGCCUUCGUUAGGUUGAGUGAUGUCAUAGGCAGUUGCUUAUCCUGAAAGUAAGAGCCAAGAUACAUAGAAAAUUAAUACAAUGUUUUAGGAACAGCCAAAUUAAUUUUUAGGGGGAAGAGCAUGGUUUGAUGCCAUAUAGAAGACAUUUAUUUAUUUUAAUAUAUACUUUGACUAUUGAAAAUGUAAAUCCAUGAUGCGGUACAAUAACUCAGUUCAUCAUUUUUUAAAGGAAUUAUUUCUUUUUUUUAAAGGAAUUAUUUCUUACUGUAUGCCAUCUCCUUUUAGAUAUACUCAAAAGACAGAGGUAAAAGUUGGGUUUUGGCUGCAGCAAAUAGCCCCACUACAUUUUACUUAUUUUGUUUCAUAUGAAAGCAUAAUUUUGUCCACCUAUGGCUCAAAUUCCAUUGUAAAAUUUUUUCUUGUAAGUUUAAAAACUGAAGGCAGUAAAAGUGAAGAUGGAUGAAAAAAUCAUGGCAUUAUUUUCAUUGGUCUUUUGCAAACCAUUUAUUCUUAGGACCCUUGUAGCUUCACCUCCUUUUCCAGAGGGGAUUAGAAGUUGGCCUUUUGCGCAGCUUUUUGUCUUUCCCAAAAGAUCUGAAAGUAGGAGAGAGACUAGAAUGCACCUGUAUACAUUUAUCAUGUUUACUAAUCAGGAAUAUUUUCCAAGUGCCAUAAUCUUUUUGAGGAUAUGUAUGCAGUAUUAUCUUCUCAGAGGAAUAAAUGAAAUUCAUCUAUUUACUAAAUAAUUGACAACAGUAGUUGUAUAGACUUAAGACUCACCUAUAGAUCUGCAUCUCCACAAGACUUCUGUUUUACUUCAGUAAAACUUUGUUUUAAUGCCUCUUGAAUUGAGUGGUCCUGUGACUUAACUAAAUCUGUUAAGUUUGAUCAAAUGGCAAUGACUAGGUCUAAUUCUAGUUUUUAAUUCUGUUGUUUCUCGCAAGAUGCUAAUGCUAAAGAAUGUUAUUUUGAUCCUUAGCAAAUUGUUUUGAUUAGUAAGGUAAUUAUUCCCAAUAGUAAUAAAGUGCUUAUGGAAUUGAGGGUAUCAUUCUUCGACAGCACUGUCAUGAUUGGGAAAUACUGAAUCUUAAGCUAUAAAAGACAUGAUCACAAAUUGUCCUUUGUGUUUGCCAUUUUUUAAUAAAAUCUUUAAGAAUGACAUUUCUUAGUAAUAAAGUAACCAUUAUCUUUGAAGAGAAGAACAGGUGGGUGUUUGUCCUAGUGUACUUAAAUAUAGUGACAAGCCCUCUGUUGAGAAUGGAUAAUAAACAUUCUUUGCAUUGUAAGCUCUUUUUCAUACUCUAAGAAUUGUCUUUGUAUGGGAAGAAGGGGGAAGAGAGGUUGAU